AUGAGCAUCUACAACCCACCUUCUCUCCAACAUCUGGCAAUGCAAAACUUGCUGUGGAAUGAGGCCUCAACCAUCUCUACUCUGGAGUACCUGCCCCCUCAUCUCUUCCCACCAGUGUUCAAGGAGGCCUUCACUGGUAGACACAUGCAGCUACUGAAGGCAAUGGUGGCAGCCUGGCCCUUUUCCUACCUCCCCGUGGGGGCUCUGAUGGAGACACCCAAUGUGGAGUUGUUGCAAGCUGUUCUGGGUGGUGUAGAUAUUCUGCAGGCACAGAAGGUUCGCCCCAGGUGGAAGCUUCGAGUACUUGACUUGAGGAAUGUGAAUCAGGAUUUCCUGAAUGUAUGGGCUAGUAGAAAGAGCUGGUACUACUGCUCAACAGAGCAUGAAAGUGAGAAGAAAGACAAUGAAAUGAGGCCGGAUGUGAAGGUGGUCACUGACCUCAGCCUCAGGUGCCACCUGAAAGAACACCAAACAUGCCUGUUGCAGUGGGCCCAGCAGAGGAAAGACUCUGUGCAGCUGUCCUGCGUAAAGAUGGAGAUUUGUGACUUCCCUGCGGAGAUUAUCAAGGAGUUCUUGGACAUUUUCCCACCUGAGGAGUUGCAUCUAACCACAAACAGUGUUCUACCCUUGCUACAUCACAUUGCAUCUCACCUUGGCCAUAUGACAAAACUUCGUAAAUGUCAUCUGAGUCACAUCUUCGUACAUGGAUACUGCGAUGUAAAUGCCUGGUCAGUCACAGAGGACGUGUGUGCUAUCCAGUUUCUCUCUCAGUUAUUCAAACUCACCUCAGUUGAGCAUUUUUCCAUGGAUACGUUCUACUUUUUCUCUGACGUAAUGCAGCUGUUGUUCAGUAGCUUGAAGACCCCCUUGGAAUCCUUGUCCAUCACUGACAGUCUCGGCCCGGUAAAUUUGAACCUCUUGUCACAGUGUCAGGGGCUCUGUCAACUGAGACACCUGAGUCUUAGUAAUUCAAUGUUCUCCCUGUCCGGAGACAUACAUCUCCGAGUUCUCCUUGAGAAUACAGCACAUACUUUGCAGACCCUGGAGUUAGUGAACUGCAGGAUGAGGGACUCUGAGCUCAGGGUUCUCUUGCCUGCUCUGAGCCAGUGUUCACAGCUCAUCACUGUGAAUUUCUAUGAUAACAACUUCUCCAUUGCUGCACUGAAGAAGCUUGUGCAAGGCAUGGCAUGUCUAAGCAACUUGACUGGAGAGUUCUACCCUGCCCCACUAGAGUGCUAUGAUCCCCUGGGUUAUGUCCUAGUGGAGGAAUUUGCCCAAGUCUGUCUUGAGCUCCAGGACAUAUUCUUUGCCAAAAGGCAGCCUAAGAAAAUAGCCUUUGCUACAAGAAUCUGCCCUAAAUGCCGUAGGCGUUGUGUUUAUAACAUGGAGACAAGACUUUGCCAGUGUUGGCAAUAA
Molecule: messenger RNA, 1416 nt
Organism: Cricetulus griseus (Chinese hamster)
Lineage: Eukaryota; Metazoa; Chordata; Mammalia; Rodentia; Cricetidae
Source: RefSeq, a predicted model, not a curated record